Molecule: messenger RNA, 1604 nt
Organism: Musa acuminata subsp. malaccensis (wild Malaysian banana)
Lineage: Eukaryota; Viridiplantae; Streptophyta; Magnoliopsida; Zingiberales; Musaceae
Biological process (GO): transmembrane transport
Source: RefSeq, a predicted model, not a curated record
CCCCCUGAUCCAGUCUGUUCCCCUUCCCUCUGCACUACACUCUCUAGAAGCGAAGAGCGAAGGAGAUAGGAAAGUUGCCCUCUCGUCCAAUCUCGCGCUUCGUUCCCGCAAACCCUAAUUGUAGAUCUGGUGGCGAACGACGGCGGAGAUGCUUUCAGUACUCCCCGCCGCCACGCCCGCCGUAGUCUGUCACUUCUUGUCCGGAGAGCCGCUUGUGCCCUUCUUGCAACCCUAACCCUCGUCCUUUGAGGCUUGAUCGAAUAAGGUUAGGGUUAGAUUAUUUUUGCUUGGUAUUGGUCGUGGAGAUGGAGGAGAGGUUGUAGACAUAGGUUCGAGGCCAGAGUUUGAGACGCCGCCGCCGGAGGACGCGGAGAUGGCGGCGGCUGCGACAGAGGCGGAGGGAGAGGAGGUGGCGAAGCUCCACCUGCCUGCUGAAAUCGAUUGGGAGAUGCUGGACAAGUCGCGCUUCUUCGUCCUCGGCGCUGCCCUCUUCUCCGCCGUCUCCGCCGCUCUCUACCCGGCGGUCGUCCUCAAAACCCGCCUCCAGGUCUGUCACCCCGCGCCACCCUCCGCCUGCGCCGCCGCGGCCGCCAUCCUCCGCAGGGAGGGCCUCCUUGGCUUUUACCGUGGCUUCGCCACGUCCCUCGCCGGCACCGUCCCCGCCCGCACCCUCUACAUGGCCGCCCUGGAGGUCACCAAAAGCACCGUUGGCACCGCCACCAUCCAGUUAGGCGUCUCCGAGACCACUGCCUCCGCUGUGGCCAGCGCGGUCGCCGGACUGAGCGCCGCCGUCGCAGCACAGGUUGUAUGGACCCCCAUCGAUGUCAUCAGCCAGCGGCUGAUGGUCCAAGGCCAUCACCGACUCACGAGUAAGUACCUCGGUGGGAUAGACGCAUUCCGGAAGAUCGUCGCAAGCGACGGAAUUCGCGGGCUUUACAGAGGGUUCGGCAUGUCUAUAUUGACAUACGCCCCCUCAAAUGCUGUUUGGUGGGCUUCCUACUCGCUGUCCCAAAAGCUAAUUUGGAGUGGAAUUGGGUACUAUCUUUGUCGUCUACGAUUUGGCUUUGAAGAGCAAGAGUAUGGAAAUAGCAGCGGCGGUGCUGUGAAGCCUGAGUACAGGACAGUGGUGGUAGUGCAGGGGCUAAGCGCUGCAAUGGCAGGUGGUGCGGCCGCGCUAGUGACAAUGCCUCUGGACACGAUUAAGACGAGGAUACAGGUGAUGGAAGGUGGGAAGGAGGGACCGAUGACCAUAGGUCGAACAGUAAGGAGCCUUAUAAGGGAGGGAGGGUGGAGCGCAUGUUACCGAGGAUUAGGGCCAAGGUGGGCUUCAAUGUCGAUGUCUGCAACCACUAUGAUUACCACGUAUGAGUUCCUGAAGCGUCUGUCCACAAAGAAGCAGGAGGGCUUCGAUAUAUGAUAAUAAAUAUAAUAUGAAUAACUGGUUUUCCUUCUUUCUGUGUGUAGGUUAUUUUGGUUGUUUCUUUUUUUAUCCCUUCAAAGAAAAUAGGAUACAAAUCUUUGUUAAGAUAGUGCUUUUGAGUUUCGGAGUAGUUUCAUUCAAAUGCAUUCCAAUCCAUGGGUUCUGUGUUCUGAGGUUUUUUUUC